Gambusia affinis (western mosquitofish) is the source of this 1628-nucleotide messenger RNA. Its product is annotated as mucin-5AC-like. The transcript has 3 exons. NCBI's taxonomy places the organism in Eukaryota, Metazoa, Chordata, Actinopteri, Cyprinodontiformes, Poeciliidae. Bases 1 to 1293 code for a protein of 430 amino acids. The record is from RefSeq and is a predicted model, not a curated record.
AUGCACACCAACCACAACUUCAGCACUAACAACAACAUCUACUGCAACAACCACAACUACAGCACCAACAACUACAACUAUGGAACCAACUGCAGCACCAACUACCACAACCACAGCACCAACCGCAACAACUGCUGCACCAGUCAUAACUGCUGCACCAAUAACCACAACUGCAGCACUAACAACAACAUCUACUGCAAAAACCACAACUACAGCACCAACAACCACAACAACUCACAAACCACCACAACCGCAACACCAACCACAACUGAAGUACCAACAACCACAGCACCAACCACAACAACUGUAGCACCAACCACCACAACCGCAGCACCAAUCAUAUCUACUGCACCAAUAACCACAACUGCAGCACAAACAACAACAUAUACUGCAACAACCACAACUACAGCACCAACAAACUCAACAUUAACAACCACAAUUGCUGCACCAUCAACCACAACAGCCCCAACCACCACAGCUGCAGCAGAAACCACCACAACAGCAGCUCCAUCCAAUACAACAGCAGCACCAGCCACCACAACUGCAGCACCAACCUCCACAACCACAGCACCAACCACCACACCUGCUGCACCAUCCCCCACAACUUCAUUACUAACCACAUCUCCAGCAUCACCAACCACACCUGCAGCACCAAACAUCACAAGUGGAGCAACAACAGCUACAACUCCAUCACCAACCACUACAACUCCAGCAGCAGCAACCACAAGUGCAGCACCAACCACCACAUCUUCAUCACCAACCACCACUACAAAAUCUCCAACCUCCACAGCGCCAAUCACGUCAACUGCUACAACAGCAGCUCCAACUGCAACACCAACCACCACCAGUGUAGGAUCAACCACCACACCUGUUGCAUCAUUCACCAGUACUGCAAAAACAACCACAACACCAUUCACUGCAAUUCCAGCUAGUAGUGCCAGAACAACCACAACAACCACCUCAACAAUGUCAACUGCAGCCACUGACACAUCAAGCUCGGCAACAGAGCCACCCACAGGUGCAGUAGCAGGUGCCACAACAACAUCCACAUCAACAAUGACUAGUACAGCUAGAAUCACAACCAAAACAACUUCGGCAGCACAGUCAUUCACAAAUGCACCAACACAUUUUUCCACAACCACCUCAAGCACAUCAACAACGACUUCUGCAGCCACAACCAAAACAACAUCAGGAGCACAGUCAGCCACCACAACAUCAACAACCAGUAGUGCUUCUAGUGUCAGAAUGGGCAUGCUUCAUUUCUUAGUUUUACUUUUUGUUGUUAUUAUGUGAAAAUCAUGACUCAGAAGCAUCAAGAGUAAAUUCAAGGAUUCUCAAAGUCUCAUUUGUCAUGGGCGUUAAGUAUUUAGUAAGUAUUUAAAAUCAAACAAAUUCAUUCAGAAAAUAUAGAUUGCUCACAAAAAAGACAUUUGUAUAGCUAAUAAUGCAUUUUUGUAUGUGAUAUUUAUAGAUUUUUUGUUGUUAAUGUUUUAAUAUUAUUUAUAUAUGUAUUAACAAGGUUUCUCUUUGACGUUUUUUGGGCUGUAUUUGUUGCUUAUUUGUAGUUAUCUUUAUUUAAUUUAAGGCUUUGCAGUUGUUUCUCACUAUCUUCUAUUAUUUUAUUUAAA